AUGGAAGACAAACCGCAUAACGGUAAACCUAUUACUAUGAUGGAAGUAUCACCAAAUGCAAAGUACAUUGUUACUUAUAGUGAAGAAGACCAAACAAUUGUCUGGUGGGAUGCUGGUAUAGAAAAAGGCAAGCUUGAGCCAAUUAAACCUGCUGAGAGAGAGCAAUUUCACAUUUUACGCAUUGAAGACGAAGAGGAAAAAAUUGUUCAAAUGUGUAUUUCUGAUAAUAAGGAGCUAGUAUACAGUAAACUUGAAUAUGGUUCAUAUAUUUAUUAUGAUAGUAAAAUUGACAUACACAAAUAUUUAAAAUUUAUUUUAUAUGGCAAAAUUGACCAUCCAAGUAGGUCAAAUAUUAUUUGGAUUUAUUCAACUCAGACUAAAAGUAACAAAUGGAUAUGUCAAAAUGUUUAUGAAGUCCCUAAAGAAGCGGAGCUAGUAAGCAUAUCUAAAUAUGAUAAAAUUUGGCUACGUAUCAAUAGCCGCAUAUAUGAAUGGGAUAUCGUUACUGAGGAAUAUAUCCCCGAGUAUUUGUCGAACAUACCAAUUUUAUUUCAUGAAUUUCAUAUGUUUGUAAUUAUGGAAGGGCAUGUUUGGAAAAUUAAAUUUGACGAGUUGAAAUUUGACGAGUUAAAAUUUGAUAUUAAUUUUUUAUUAGAGGAAAAUACCGAUGAUUAUUAUAAUGAUGAAUUUACGGAAGGUUGGAAAGCAUAUUUCGGAAAUGAAGCAGAUAGUGAAUAUCCUUUCAUUCCAGAUUUGAAUAUUAAUACAUCCAAAUUAUUUAAACAAGUACCUGAAAAAUAUAAUUUAGGGAAUAUUCGAUUAGAAAUUUAUAUCGGAAUACGUGUUUAUAAAAAAAGUAAUGAAUGGGAUUUAAUUUAUAUCGGCAUUUUUAUUUUUCAUUUAAAUACACAUUAUCAGUUGAUAUUGGAUCAUUUUCAACAUAUUAUCAGAUAUGUUAAUAAAAAAUAUGUCGGUAUGGAUGAUGAAAAUUUUCCAAUUGAAGGAUGGAUUUCAUACGUAAAGAAUGAUAAAAAAAGAUUUUUAAAAUAUGGUGUUGAGUUCUUAAAGUUUAACAUUAAGAAACAUGAUUUAAAAUUAAUAAAAUGUUUAAAUUAUUUUAAGGAUUAUUUAGAAAGCAAUAAGCUGUUUUUAAGCAUUAUUACUACUAAUAUGCCAUUAUUGUCGAAAUAUUAUCCCGAAUAUAUUACGAGAUAUUCAUUGGAUACAAACAUGAUAAUAGAUUCACCUGAUUAUAAAAUAGAAUAUAUUAUCACUUCACAACUUUUUCCAUUUUCGUGGUUAUCUGAAGUUUUCAGUAAUAUUCAAUUUUGUUUUUAUCCACAUGACGAUAUUUGGUGGGUGGAAUUAAUUAGCCCCCAGCCUAGUCCAUUUGUAGAAACAAUUACUGAAAAUAUAUAUAAGACAUGGAAUGGAGAAGCAUUAAUUAAUUUCAAGUGGAAUUCAUAUGGAAAACUUUAUUAUUCAAUGAUUUGGAUGGGAUUUAUUGCCUUGCUUGGAUGUUUUAGUAUCGCCGCAACAUCUGAAUCGAAAGAUGGCAGAAAUAUACUUUUAAUUGCUUCUGCUAUUCUUGGAUUUAUUCACUUAACUUUUGAAAUUCGUCAAUUUAUUUAUAAUCCUAUUAGGUGGAUUCAUGAUUAUUGGAAUAUAUUUGAUAUAACAGCAUACUUUCUUACAAUAUAUGCCUCAAUUUCUUGGCUUAAAACAGAUUAUAGAAAUGUCCCUUUACUUUCUUUUACAUGUCAAUUUCUAGAUUUUAAAUUUUUACUGUUUUUUAGAGCAUUUGAGUAUUUUGGCGUUUAUUUUGCAAUUAUUAUUGGUGUUGCAAAACGAAUAAUCUCAUUCCUGAUGGUCUUAUUGAUCAUUUUAAUUAGUUUUGCGCAUGCAUUCUAUAUUUUAUUGUCUUUGGAUGAUCCUUGGGAAAUUACUACUUCUUAUACUGAUAAUUAUGGUAAUCCAUAUCUUAUUCAAAAACCAGAUGAAAAUACAAACAUGUUCAGUCAAUAUAAAACUGCGCUUUUUGCAAUGUUUUUAUUUCUGACAGGUGAUUCGAGUGCUCUAACACAUUGGCCAUAUAAAGAGAAUUCAACACUUGUUGUAUUAAUGGCGAAGGUUUUGGCAGAAAUUGAGUUGUUUUACUUAUUGCCAAAUCAGAGACGGUGGAAAUCAUGGUUUCCUGAUGUGAUAUAUUAUUAUGCUGAUGUUAAAGAAACGCAUAGAAAGGUUAAUGAGUUAAUAAAAGAUGGUGAAUGGAAAGCAGAUGAAUUUCCGGAGAUGAAGAAUAAUUUAUUAAAAUUAUUGAAUAUCCAUAAUCCUGAAUAUAUUUAA
Funneliformis caledonium is the source of this 2346-nucleotide messenger RNA. The record is from the annotation of a GenBank genome assembly. Lineage: Eukaryota; Fungi; Glomeromycota; Glomeromycetes; Glomerales; Glomeraceae.